AUGUCUUACCACAGUUUAGGACUCCGAUCAACCUCAGAGUCUGCCCUCAUCGGCUCUCCGCCGGCGACCGACAAUGACUACUGGAUUGUCAAAGGCAUGCUCCGCGCCGUCCAUUUGGACGGCAAGCUUGACGCCGACAAGGGCUUUAGCCUUCUCCCCAAACGUCCAGACAGCUACCAAUACGAGGAGAAGAGAGCAUCCAUCAUUGCCGCCAUGUCCGUGUGCAUCUUUGUCAUGGUCUCGGUGACAGUUGCUCGCCUGGCCGUACGGCUCUUUCGAACUGGUGUGCGUUGGGGUGCUGAUGACUGGAUGUUGAUUCCAGGUGCUAUCAUGGCGAUUGCGUAUCCUAUCAUUCAGAUUGCCAUGGUUGAAUAUGGCGGAGGCGGGAAACACAGCUGGGACGUCACCUACGCCGAGUACAACGACUUCAACUGGCUCGGUGUAGUCUGCAAAAUCCUCUUCUUUACCUCCGUCGGUCUCAUCAAGAUCAGCAUCACCCUAUUCAACCGCCGACUAACCAGUAUGACGUCGCGCAUCUGGCGCUACUUCAACGACUUCUUCCUAUUCCUGCUGACGGCCUAUACGCUGCUCGCGCUGUUCUGGACGUGCUUCCAAUGCAACCCACCGGCGGCCAUGUGGAACAAAAUCUACUCAGGCAAGCUGGCGACGAUGCCGACGUGCUGGAGCACCAAGGUCAUCUCCAACGUGCUCAGCAUCAUGCACGCCGUCAUGGACUUCUGCCUGUUGACGACGCCCAUCAUCGUGCUGUGGAAGGUUAAGCUACCCCUCAGCACCAAGAUCCGCCUCUAUAUCGUCUUCUCUAUGGGCGCCGUCUCCGCCGUUGGCAGCGUGCUGCGCCAGCUCGCGCAGGAGAAGAUCUCACUGGAUGUAACUUGGGGCUACACCGGCAUCCUCACCUGGACCCUCGUGGAUCUCACCUUCGGCCUGCUUACCGCGUCCCUCCCCGUCCUCGUCGGCCUCCUCCCCAACUCCUGGCGCUCCAUGUCCGGUAACCGGUCGCGGUCACAGUCGCGCCCGUAUGCCGGCGGCACCACCAUCGACGCCAGUGGUGGUCGGGGUUACGUCUUGUCUGGCACGACGGCGAAUAACAAUAGUAUAACAAUAGAUCGACAGCGCAACAACCACCAUGGCCGUCCCAGCGACGAGGGUGGGAUUUUGGUUGAGGAGGAGUUUGAGUUGACGUAUCAGAGUGUGAAGCCGACGAAGGUGUAUGAUGAGGAGAGUAACAGUAGUGUGGAAGAGGGAGAGCGGCGCUUGCAGAAGCGGUGA
Diplodia corticola is the source of this 1290-nucleotide messenger RNA. RefSeq lists its product as uncharacterized. Bases 1 to 1290 code for a protein of 429 amino acids. The transcript is spliced from 4 exons. The record is from RefSeq and is a predicted model, not a curated record. NCBI's taxonomy places the organism in Eukaryota, Fungi, Ascomycota, Dothideomycetes, Botryosphaeriales, Botryosphaeriaceae.